AAAAGGUGAACCCGAACAAUCGAGUGCUAUGAUUGAUUUGGUGUCUCUGCGCAAUUGAAAGAGAGAUCUACCGAUGAGUGCAAAGAAUGGUUAAUCAGCGAGGGCAUCAUCACCUUUCAUCAUCCAGACACAGAAAAUCUCGAUUCUUUUCAAUCACUUUGUACGUCAUCCUCAUUUUUGCCCUCUCAAUCUUCACUUUCAUGCUCUACAGCAAGGAUGUGUUGGAAGAAGAAGACGAAAAUAACAUGCCGCUUCUUAGAGUUGAGAAGCCCUCAAUUAAUAAGUUAUUAGAUGGUCAACUUUGGCAAACUCCUUCAAGUCUUGGUUUGCGGCAGUGUGUCAAGCCAACAAGUAAAUAUAGAGCUACUCCUGCCUCGGAGCACUAUAUGACUGUAAAAACUAAUGGAGGACUAAAUCAAAUGCGCACUGGGAUAGCUGAUAUGGUAGCUGUGGCACGCAUUAUGAAUGCUACACUAGUGAUUCCUCAACUUGAUAAGAGUUCAUUCUGGCAGGAUAGCAGUACAUUCUCUAAUAUUUUUGACGAACUCCAUUUCAUCAAAUCCUUGGAAAAGGAUGUGAGGAUUGUGAAGGAGAUUCCUAAAGAAUUAGAAUCUCUACCUCGAGCUAGGAAACACUUCACCUCAUGGGCUGGUUUGGGUUACUAUGAGGAAAUGACGGUAUUAUGGAAGGAAUAUCAGGUAAUUCAUGUCGCAAAAUCAGAUUCUAGACUUGCAAACAAUGAUCUGCCCCUUGACAUUCAGAGAUUGAGAUGCCGUGCUCUGUAUCACGCUCUUCGUUUUUCUCCAUCUAUUGAAAGUCUAGGAAAGAAGCUUGUGGAGCGGCUACGAUCACGUGCUCAAAGAUACAUUGCCCUUCAUCUGAGAUAUGAGAAAGAUAUGCUGUCUUUUACUGGAUGUACUUAUGGUCUUACUGUUGCAGAAUCAGAGGAGCUCAGAAUAAUGAGAGAGAAAACAAGUCACUGGAAAGUGAAGAACAUUGACCCCACAGAACAGAGAGAGGCUGGUCUCUGCCCUUUAACUCCGAAGGAGGUCGGGAUAUUUCUCAAAGCUCUUGGUUAUCCUCCGUCUACCUUAAUAUAUCUUGCUGCUGGAGAAAUUUAUGGUGGUGACACACACCUUUCGGAGCUCACUUCCCGAUUUCCUAACAUAGUUUCCAAAGAAAUGCUUUCUAGCACAGAAGAACUAAAGGAUUUUUCAAAUCAUGCAUCUGCAGCCUUAGAUUACAUAGUCUCCAUAGAAAGUGACAUUUUCAUUCCUUCCUACUCGGGUAACAUGGCAAGAGCUGUUGAAGGUCAUCGCAGAUUCUUAGGACAUCGCAAAACAAUCACACCGGACAGGUCUACAGGACGGAUGGAGCACAAACUUUAUGACUAUGCCCUAUGCUCCUCAUGCUGGAAAAGCCUAGUUCAAUUAUUUGAUAAAAUGGAGGCUGGAGAGCUUGAAGAGUCAUCGCUAUCCCUGCCUGUGCUGCAGCUGCAUAGAAAAAGGUUUGGUGGACCUCGGAGGAGAGGAAGUGGCCCUCCUGGAAUCAAGGGCAGGGUACGACUGCGCUUGGAGGAAUCCUUCUACCAAAACCCAUUACCAGAAUGCAUAUGCAACUCAUGAGGUCAAGAGAGGUUACAAGAAAUUGGGACAAAAUUGGCACUCAUCCUCUUCUGAUUGUUGGCGCCCUUCCUUCAUUCGAAAUCUGUGCAUUCCAUGUAUCAGAUGUAGCAAUCAGUUGUACCGUUGAUGAAUCACAGAGUUUGUUUCCCAAUUUGGAAAUGAUUUUGGAAAUUUUCCUCUAAA
Molecule: messenger RNA, 1808 nt
Organism: Salvia hispanica
Lineage: Eukaryota; Viridiplantae; Streptophyta; Magnoliopsida; Lamiales; Lamiaceae
Source: RefSeq, a predicted model, not a curated record